AUGUCCGCUCAUUCGAACGUGGAAUCAAUCGAACUGGCGACGCCUUCGGCCGCAUCGUUUCACACAGACGAACGAAUAAUCGACCCGAACGACUCGACCGAAAGCCAUGGAGAGCAGCAUCACCACCAGCUCGAGCCCACCGACCGAGGCUUUGCCGCGUGGAAGCUCCUCUUGACUGCGUUUGUUUUUGAGGCUCUCUUAUGGGGCUUCCCGCUUUCUUUCGGUGUCUUUCAGAAUUACUACUCCAAACAGCCCGCCUUUGAGAGCAACCGCUACAUCCCGGUCGUUGGUAGUGUCGCUUCUGGGCUCGUUUGCAUAGGAGGAGUCGUCCUCGCCUCGUUCUGCACCACCGUCGAGACUCUCAUCCUUACUCAAGGAGUCGCCUACGGAGUUGGGUUCCUCAUUUUCUACUACCCGAUCCUCACCAUGGUUAACGAGUACUGGAUCACCCGCCGCGGCAUGGCUUACGGACUGCUAUGCAGCUCAUCGGGUGUCUCUGGGGCCGUCUUCCCAUUCGCCAUCGAGGCACUCCUAGACAAGUACGGCUACCAGACGACGCUGCGUGCUAUUGCUGUUGCUCUAUUUGUCUUGACUGGGCCGUUGAUCCCAUUUCUGAAAGGUCGCUUGCCGACUUCCGUUCAUAGCACCUCAACCCGUAUGGACUGGAGCUUUCUUCGCGAUGCCCUCUUCUGGGUCUUUUCUAUUUCCAACAUUGCACAAGGUCUGGGCUACUUCUUUCCGUCACUGUGGCUUCCAUCAUAUGCCGCAUCCAUCGGCCUGAGCGGAAGAGACGGUGCUCUUCUGCUUGCUUUGAUGAGCGUCUCGCAAGUUGCCGGCCAGCUCACCUUCGGCUGGUUAUCUGACAGAAAGGUGCCCCUCGAGGCACUUACCAUCGUUUCCACGGUCAUUUCAGCAACCUCAGCAUUCGCCCUCUGGGGUCUUGCUCACACCUUGCCGCUUCUCAUUGUCUUCGCCUUGGUCUACGGCUUCUUCGCAGCUGGCUUCACAGCCAUGUGGGCAAGGAUGACGACUGCAGUGAGCACCGACUCGACUGCUGUUCCCAUGAUCUUCAGUCUUUUCAAUUUUGGGAAAGGGGUAGGCAAUGUUUUGGCUGGGCCAAUAAGCGGAAACCUCCUACAUCACAUCACGUCGGCGGAGAGUUACGGCCUCGUCAAGUACAAAGGGGUAGUUGUUUUUACGGGAUCUUGUAUGGUGUUUAGCACCGUCGCCAUUGGCUUGAGAUACGCAAAACCCUGCUGGCCUCGAGAAGGGUAA
This is a messenger RNA of Colletotrichum gloeosporioides, 1275 nucleotides long. RefSeq names its product Monocarboxylate transporter 12. Bases 1 to 1275 code for a protein of 424 amino acids. Lineage: Eukaryota; Fungi; Ascomycota; Sordariomycetes; Glomerellales; Glomerellaceae. Gene Ontology annotation, biological process: transmembrane transport. The transcript has 3 exons. Gene Ontology annotation, cellular component: fungal-type vacuole membrane. Gene Ontology annotation, molecular function: transmembrane transporter activity. The record is from RefSeq and is a predicted model, not a curated record.